Zingiber officinale is the source of this 830-nucleotide messenger RNA. RefSeq lists its product as uncharacterized. The transcript has 3 exons. NCBI's taxonomy places the organism in Eukaryota, Viridiplantae, Streptophyta, Magnoliopsida, Zingiberales, Zingiberaceae. Bases 1 to 690 code for a protein of 229 amino acids. The record is from RefSeq and is a predicted model, not a curated record.
AUGAAUGGUGUAGUUGGCAAUUACCGCAUGGAUGAUGAAGGCGUCAUCAUGCGGUACUUCAAUCCUCUCGAGAUCCCUAGGGCUGAAGAUGAUUUCAGUUUCUAUAACCCAACAUCUCUGUACCCCACGCAAACCUUCCUGCUCACGCCUCACGGAUCUCCCGCCGCCCUCGUUACUUUUUUCCUCCGACCAUCGUCCGUCGUAGACGACCGUCACACGAGGACGCGUGUCCCCGUUUUCCUUCGAGGCGAAGCGCGCCUCCUGUUCUCUCCCUCUGUGGCAAGAUCUUUUCGUCUCGACUUCGUCGCAGGUAACAGCAACCACUGCUGUCUCUUCGGCAUUACUCUUUUAUCUUCGCCGGAACUUUUGCCCAGCCACUCUAUAGCUGAAGGAGAGGAGUUGUUAAGAUUCACACUUACUGAGAUGUUUGAGAAUCCUCCAUCACAGCCCUCAACUUUAGCUCAGCUUUCGAUGUCAGCCCAUCCUUCCACUUCCAUAUCUAUCGAGGAUAGAGUCGCUCGACUCGAGGAGUCUCUCGCGCAGACGCGACAACACAUCUCGGACGGUUUUCGUACACUACGGGCUGAGAUGAUCUUCGGAUUUACUUGUUUUCGAGAGGAGAUUCUUCGAGCAUUACAUGCACUUGAGCGACCUUUAUCACCUCCUCCAGCCGACGAUCCUCCUAAUUGAUCAUGUUUUAGACAUGCAUUGUAUCUAUUGGUCUUACAUUUAUUCCUUGUGUAGAUAAUUUUCUUUUGGUUUGUUUAGUCUUGUACUUAGUAGAAUAGAACUUAUUUUUUAAAUAAUUAUUUCUGCUUAUUGUUUUAAAA